AUGUUCACAAUCACCGCAUCUUCUAACCCUAAUCCUAAAAAUCGCUUACAUAGCAGAUUUUACUGCCAUAUGACGAGCUCCGCCAAUGUCCAGCAGCGAGCGGUGCUACCGCCUCUCCCAGCCCCGCUACAAUUUGCUGCCGGAGGCAUAGCUGGGGUCACCGAAAUCCUGACGCGCUUCCAAUUGCAAGUGGGUAGCGGUGCAGCCGGACCCGAUUCUUACUCUUCGAUUCUGGGUACCUUUAAAAAAAUGAUUCGCAACGAAGGGUUCGGAUCUUUAUAUCGAGGAAUUCUCGCUCCUGUUCUUGUGGAAGCUCCAAAACGAGCAACUAAAUUCGGGGCCAAUGAGUUUUUUGGCAGGGCCUACAAGGAUGCCUUUGGAUGGGAAAAGUCUCGAAUGCUCUCUGUUGCUACUGGUGUUUCAUCGGGAAUUUUGGAGGCCACCAUGAUUGUCUCAUUUGAGCUUGUCAAGAUCCAGAUGCAAGACAAGUCCAAUGCCGGUCUAUAUCGCAACACCUUUGAUGUCGUUAUUGUUUUUGCGUUGAUGUUAAUAGGUGCACGUGGGUUCUUUCGAGGAAUUGAAGCGACAAUAUGGCGCCAUUCCGUUUGGAAUGGUGCUUAUUUUGGGAUGAUUACGACGCUCAAAAAUUCGAUGCCCGAAGCAAAGACCGAUCAGCAAGCGACAUUGAAUAGUUUGAUCGCAGGAACAAUUGGGGGCUUUAUUGCGACCACCAUCAACAUCCCAUUUGAUGUAAUAAAGUCGCGUAUACAGGCCCAAAAGCCUGGAGCUCUCGAUCCGAAGUAUUCAUGGACCCUUCCAGCAUUGCGGUCUGUUGCCGCGGAAGAGGGAAUCUCAGCCCUUUAUAAAGGCUACACUCCAAAGGUGUUGCGUCUUGGCCCCGGUGGUGGCAUUUUGCUUGUGGUCUACGACCAAGUCACGGCCUGGAUGCAAAGGAACCUUGUGGGACAAAAGGAAGAGUGA
Messenger RNA from Mitosporidium daphniae, 981 nucleotides. RefSeq lists its product as uncharacterized. The record is from RefSeq and is a predicted model, not a curated record. The transcript is spliced from 5 exons. Gene Ontology annotation, biological process: transmembrane transport. The coding region runs from base 1 to 981 and encodes 326 amino acids. NCBI's taxonomy places the organism in Eukaryota, Fungi, Microsporidia.